Chelonus insularis is the source of this 2535-nucleotide messenger RNA. Its product is annotated as zinc finger protein 875-like. Lineage: Eukaryota; Metazoa; Arthropoda; Insecta; Hymenoptera; Braconidae. The record is from RefSeq and is a predicted model, not a curated record. The transcript has 3 exons. Bases 255 to 1775 code for a protein of 506 amino acids.
CAGAGCGUAUGUGUGAUGUGACCAAGUGAAUAUGAUAUAAAUAAUAUACAAUUCGUUUAAUUUAAUAAAAUAAUUAACUUAAUACUAUUAGAUAAUUAAUGAAAGGUUUUCAAAGAACCUAAAAAUUUUAAGAUAUGAUUUAUUAUUAAAUAUGUGCAGUUUUCAAAAUAAAAAUAGAGUUUUGUGAAGUUGUGGGCAUCGGUCGGUUCACCAUUAAGGUUAGAAAGGACUUGAAAGACAUUUUCACAGUAAAAAUGAAUUUUUCGGAGUCAAGCGGUACCCAACAACUUCCUCAGUUUUCGGAGAUAACAUCACGGUCAAAUUCUGUGUCAAGUUCAAGUUAUACAGCUACUUCGGGACAAUUGUUUCCUGGCCAAAAUAGUGUUUAUACCACUGCUGCUGCUGCUUGUGAUUCAGGAAAGCAGUCUAUAAUGGUAAACACUGCGAAUAAAUACCCAGGAACUUUACUGGCUUGGCCAAAUCCAAAUGCCUUGAUGCAACUUUGUGAGAAACAAGGUCUUCAAACUAUCAACAUUCCAAAUUACAGCCAAAAUAGUCCAUUACUUAGUGUACCAUCAAACAGUUUACCUGUGAGAUUACUACCAAAUAUGUACCUGCCAACGACAUCCCAAAUUAACACACAAUCUAUAAAACAAGAGGAAGUGAGCAAUAAUAUCAGUAGUAACUCAGGAAAUAAUAAUCUGGACUCUCAUGCUCAUCUCCAACAACAAAGUGCAGCAAUGGCUGAAUAUUUACAAAAGUUACAAGCAACAACUUUACCACUCACUCUUCAACAAUUAAUAAAAUUGCAAACUGAUCCAAUAAAAAAAGAAAAGUCUGAAGAAGAUCAAAAAACAGAUCAGCACCAAAAUAAUAUCCUAAAUAUUCCAAGUGUGCCGGGAUUCAGAAAUAAUCUACAAAAUGGAAAUAGUUUUCUUAGCUCAGAUUCGUUAUUGUCAGACAUUAGUCCAAGUGAUUUGAAUAUUCACAUAGAAAGCGAUUCCAUAAACGAUAGUACCAUUAAGAUUGAACCACCUGUUAAAGUUGAACAGCAAAUUCAGACUGAUUCUCCAAAAACUGAACGUAAAGUAAAAUUCAGAGCUAAGACUGGUGAAAUUAAAAUUGCUAUGGCUUUAGAUGGUUCCAUGCUAUACUGUUGUCCUGAAUGUAAUCAUGCUUUUGCUGAAAAAACUGAUAUUGAGAGGCAUAUUCAAGGACAUGUGCAGGAACGAAAAUAUCAAUGUAAAGAGUGUGGUGCAAUGCUGAAGAGAAAAGAACAUUUAGAUCAACAUAUGAGAGGUCACUCAGAUGAAAGGCCGUUCAAAUGCCCUGUGUGUCAAAAAGCAUUUAAACGAAACGAACAUCUCACAAGGCAUUAUGUCAUUCAUUCUGGAGAUAAGAACUUUUUAUGCAACAUUUGUCAAAAAGCAUUUUCACGCAAGGAUCACUUGAAUAAACACACUCAAACCCAUCUCGGUAUUCGAAGAGGAAAAGUAAAAAAAGAUACUUUAUUAACGGAAAUGAAAAAUAACAUAGAAUCAAUUGGAGACUCGUCCAAGCAAGAAUUGAAUUACCUUCUAAAAGAUGGAACGUUUAUCAAACAGGACUCUACAUUUCUUCAACACAUUCAGAAUUUACAGAAGGAUCAAAACUUCUGUCAAACGUUUUCAGUGUUCAAAGAGCAAGCAUUGAAAGAAAGUAGUAUGCAUCAACAGCAAGCAGUUAAUAUGAAUGAGAUACUACCACAGAAUACAAGGUACAUGAUGCCAUCUUAGUUUUUAAAGGUAAACUUCAAAUAUUUUACCCAAAGCAAUAAUUUAAUUAAAUAAAGUGAAAAGAGCUGUAUCAUGCUCUUUUUAUUAAUUAUUAAUAAUUAGUAGUAAUUGAUAAUAAAUAAUAAUUAGUUUUAAUGUUUUCGAAAGUAAAAAAAAAUGGGUAAGACAAAUAGAAAAUUGUGAAUAGUAAAGUAAAUUGAUAAAGUUACUAUUUAAAUUAACGUAAAUUAGAAUGAAAUAUCAUUUUUUUUAAAUUAGAGAAAGAGAUGAUAAUUAUUAUGAUUUUUAUUAUUUACAUUCGUAUCGAUAAGAAACUGACUGCACUAUUGGCUGUGACCAGCUUCAUGUAGGUUGCUUUGCCGAUUGUUCCAUAUUAGAAUUUUCAUGUGCCAAUAAAUAAGAUGUGUAGUAGUGAUCUUCAAAUUUGAUUAUUGAUUGACAAUUAAUUUUACUACAUGAAAUUGAUAAGUAAUUGUUACAUUGGUGCAAAAAUAUUCAAUAUAAAACUGAAGAGUGGAAAAAAUAAUCACUAUGAUAAAUUUAACAGUACAACUUUUAAUGAACAAAUCAAUAUCAUUCAUAACAAAAGUUAAGUAACUCAACGAAAAUAAAUAAAACUAUUGACUAUUUUAUGGAUCGCAUAACUAAGCAUUUACAUGUUAGACUAGUUAAUAAAAAUUCUUGAGAUUUAAUGAAUUUUAAUCUAGUCUAAAAUGAUAUAAAUUAAUAUUAUACAGUUUUUUAAAUGAUUUAUCAUAAA